This is a messenger RNA of Meleagris gallopavo (turkey), 3125 nucleotides long. RefSeq names its product potassium voltage-gated channel subfamily C member 4 (gene KCNC4). Gene Ontology annotation, molecular function: delayed rectifier potassium channel activity; protein binding. Gene Ontology annotation, cellular component: axon terminus; dendrite membrane; neuronal cell body membrane. The record is from RefSeq and is a predicted model, not a curated record. Gene Ontology annotation, biological process: potassium ion transmembrane transport; action potential; protein homooligomerization. Lineage: Eukaryota; Metazoa; Chordata; Aves; Galliformes; Phasianidae.
UCCCCUCGUCCGGCGCCGGGGCUGGCGGAGGCCGGAGCGAAGGCUGAGCCCCCUCCCCGUUCUGCCCUCCCCAGUCCCAUCGCUGCUCCCCUCGCCCGCCUCCGCCGACCCCCGGCUCCUCGCCCGGAGGAAGGGUGCGCGUAGCGCGCGUCUCCCGUCCACCGAAAUCUAUGAUCAGCUCGGUGUGUGUCUCCUCCUACCGCGGACGCAAGUCGGGGAACAAACCACCUUCCAAAACAUGCCUGAAGGAAGAGAUGGGCAAAGGGGAAGACUCGGACAAGAUCACCAUCAACGUAGGGGGCACCCGGCAUGAAACCUACAAAAGCACCCUACGGACUUUGCCGGGCACCCGCCUGGCCUGGCUCGCCGACCCCGAUGCCCAGAGCAAUUUUGACUUUGAUGGUAAAAGCAAUGAGUUCUUCUUCGAUCGCCACCCCGGGAUCUUCUCCUACGUCCUCAACUACUACCGAACCGGCAAGCUGCACUGCCCGGCCGACAUCUGCGGGCCCCUCUUCGAGGAGGAGCUCACCUACUGGGGCAUCGACGAGACCGACGUGGAGCCCUGCUGCUGGAUGACGUACCGCCAGCACCGCGAUGCUGAAGAGGCCCUGGAUAUUUUUGAGAGUCCUGAACCUGGAGGAGGGGCUGGAGGAGAGGAGCCCGAAGAGGAAGGGGGUAGGGAGAUGGCCCUUCAACGCCUGGGCAUGGAGGACAGGCCGCCGGGGGCGGCGGGGGCUGCCGGAGGGGGUGGCUGCUGUCGGAAUUGGCAGCCCAGGAUGUGGGCGCUCUUUGAGGAUCCCUAUUCAUCCAAGGCAGCAAGGGUAGUUGCUUUUGCCUCGCUGUUCUUUAUCCUGGUCUCCAUCACGACCUUCUGCCUGGAGACACACGAGGCCUUCAACAUCAACGUCAACGUGACGGAGACCCUCGUGGUGGGCAACACCACGACGAUCCUGCUGACGCACAAAGUGGAGACGGAGCCCAUCCUCACCUACAUCGAAGGGGUCUGCGUCCUCUGGUUCACCCUCGAGUUCCUGGUUCGUAUCAUCUGCUGUCCAGAUAAGCUUCUCUUCGUUAAGAACAUGCUCAACAUCAUUGACUUUGUGGCCAUCUUGCCCUUCUACCUGGAGGUAGGUCUUAGUGGCCUGUCCUCCAAAGCUGCUCGGGAUGUGCUGGGUUUCCUGCGAGUGGUUCGUUUCGUCCGGAUCCUUCGGAUCUUCAAGCUGACCCGACACUUUGUGGGUCUCCGUGUGCUGGGUCACACGCUCCGGGCCAGCACCAAUGAAUUCCUGCUCCUCAUCAUCUUCCUAGCUUUGGGGGUCUUGAUUUUUGCCACCAUGAUCUAUUACGCCGAGCGGAUCGGAGCCAAGACGUCUGACUCCAGCGGGAGCGACCCGACUCACUUUAAGAACAUCCCCAUCGGGUUCUGGUGGGCCGUGGUCACGAUGACGACGCUGGGCUAUGGUGAUAUGUACCCCAAGACCUGGUCGGGCAUGGUGGUGGGGGCUCUCUGUGCGCUGGCCGGGGUGCUCACCAUCGCCAUGCCUGUGCCCGUCAUUGUCAAUAACUUUGGGAUGUACUAUUCGCUGGCCAUGGCCAAGCAGAAGCUGCCAAAGAAGAAGAAAAAGCAUAUACCCCGUCCGGCCCCGAUGGACUCCCCCACCUACUGCAAAUCUGAGGAGAACUCCCCCCGCAACAGCACCCAGAGCGACACUUGCCCCUUGGCGGUAGAGGAAGGGGUGGCUGAGCGGAAGCGGUCAGACUCCAAGCAGAAUGGUGAGGCCAACGUGGUGCUGUCAGACGAGGAGCAGCCGCUGUCCCCAUCUGAUGAGGAGAAGCGGCCCAUGCGACGCUCGAGCACCAGGGACAAGAACAAGAAAUCCUCCACGUGCUUCCUCCUGGCCACGGGUGACUUCUCCUGCACAGCAGAUGGAGGCAUCCAGAAAGACACCUGCCAAGACACCCUCUCUUCCAGUUACCCCCAGGGUGAGGUGGUCACCUUCUCCUGAGCCCCAGCUGGACGCAGGCAGCACCCCAGCGAGGGACGUGUGCCCCGAGGGAUGCUCUCCCCGAAGCUAAGGGAUGUUUACCCGAAGGGAUGCGUUCCCUGAGGCCCAGGGAUGCUAUCCCACGGCUCAAGGAUCCUCUCCCUGAGGCUGAGUGAUGCAUUCCCCUAAAGAUGCCCUCCCCACGAUGCAGGGAUGCUCUCCCCACGGCCAAGGGAUGCUCUGCCCAAGGGAGGUGCUGUCACCGGUGCCAAGGGAUGCUCUCCCCAAACCUGAGGGAUGCUCUGCCCUAGGCUGAGGGAUGCAUUCCCCCAGGGGUGCUCUCCCUGAGGCCAAGGGAUGUUCUCCCGGUGAGCUUUGCCUGCCCCAUGCAGCGACCCAAAGCUCUGGCUGCCAUCCCCAUGGCUGGAGUAGUGGGGUUUGGCAGCCGAGUCCCCUGCUGAAGAGGGGCAGUGGGGGGCUCCCUGCCUGCUGCCAGCCCCGCUGUGCUCUGCCCCAUCCUCUGCCCCUGCUUUUGGAGAUGUGCCCCAGCCGCUGCCAUCCUGCAGAUGUGACUCAGCUGGAGUCCCACCGGCUGCUCACCCCUCACUCCUGUACCCCAUCCACGCUCUGACCACCUCCAUCGCCAAACUGGGGCUCUCCUCCACGCUGGGUGCCACACACGGGGUGCUGCGCCAUCAUGGGGUGGGCUGGGGGGAUGGGGAUGGGAAGCAAUAGGGGAUGGGGACGGGUGCUGAGGUGGGGUGAGCCCAGCUGGCCUGAAAGGGUCGGUGUCUUUCUAAUGCUGUUCCAUAUCUCUGUGAUGAAGGCAAUACUACUCCCAUUUUCUCUGUCCUGUACGCAUGCCUCUCCCUGUCCAGCUGCACUAAGAGUUCAAAUAAAGACAUCCGUGAGCUGAGUCAGCUCCCACACCCCCUGCCUUGAAGCGUCCCUCCUUGCCCAAGGAUCGCGGUCCCGGUGGCCGUGCUGUCCUCACAUUGGAUCAGAGCCCUCUUGGAAAACUCACAUUGGUUGCAACAUCUUCAUUUGGUGGAGGGAAGCACUGCAGAGCUGACCAAUGCAUUGCCUCUCCCUGCUCUGAGCUGAACUAAUCAGCAGUAAAGCUGGAGCGGUGCCAUCAUU